Messenger RNA from Gymnogyps californianus (California condor), 3679 nucleotides. RefSeq names its product scinderin (gene SCIN). Gene Ontology annotation, molecular function: actin filament binding; phosphatidylinositol-4,5-bisphosphate binding. Gene Ontology annotation, biological process: actin filament severing; barbed-end actin filament capping; actin polymerization or depolymerization. The coding region runs from base 1 to 2154 and encodes 717 amino acids. Lineage: Eukaryota; Metazoa; Chordata; Aves; Accipitriformes; Cathartidae. Gene Ontology annotation, cellular component: cytoplasm; actin cytoskeleton. The transcript is spliced from 16 exons. The record is from RefSeq and is a predicted model, not a curated record.
AUGGCCCCCGACCGGCCCCCGCCGGCCUUCGCCGAGGCCGGGCAGCAGAGCGGGCUGCAGGUGUGGCGCGUCGAGCGGCUGGAGCUGGUGCCGGUGCCCGCCAGCCUCCACGGCGACUUCUUCGUGGGGGACGCCUACCUGGUGCUGCACACCGUCCGCCGCGCCGCCGCCGCCGCCUACCGCCUCCACUACUGGCUCGGGAAAGAAUGUACCCAGGAUGAAAGCACAGCUGCAGCUAUCUUUGCUGUUCAAAUGGAUGACUAUUUAGGAGGAAAGCCUGUGCAGAGUAGAGAAAUUCAAGGAUAUGAGUCUACUGAGUUUGUGGGCUACUUCAAAGGAGGAAUUAAAUACAAGGCAGGUGGUGUUGCUUCUGGAUUUAAUCACGUUGUUACUAAUGAUCUGAGUGCCCGGAGGCUUCUGCAUAUCAAGGGCCGGAGAGUUGUAAGAGCCACAGAAGUCCCCCUGGCUUGGACCAGCUUCAACAAAGGAGAUUGUUUCAUUAUUGACCUCGGAACUGAAAUCUAUCAGUGGUGUGGCUCAUCAUGCAAUAAAUACGAGCGGCUGAAGGCUACUCAAGUUGCUGUUGGCAUUCGGGACAAUGAACGAAAUGGAAGGUCUAAACUAAUAACCGUGGAAGAAGGGAGUGAACCAGACCAGCUCAUAGAGGUUUUAGGGAGCAAGCCAGCGCUUCCUGAGUGUGAUGAUGAUGAUGAUGAACUGGCCGAUAUUACAAACAGGAGAAGUGCUAAACUAUAUAUGGUGUCAGAUGCAAGUGGAUCCAUGAAGGUGUCCGUGGUAGCAGAGGAAAACCCCUUCUCCAUGGCUAUGCUUUUGUCUCAGGAGUGCUUCAUUUUGGACAACGGUGCUGCGAGGAAGAUCUUUGUGUGGAAAGGCAAAGAUGCUAACCCACAAGAGCGAAAGGCUGCCAUGAAGAAUGCUGAACAAUUCAUACAGCAGAUGAAUUAUCCUGCCAACACACAGAUUCAAGUCCUUCCCGAAGGAGGUGAAACGCCAAUUUUCAAACAAUUUUUCAAAGACUGGAAGGAUAAAGAUCAAAGUGAUGGCUUUGGCAAAGUAUAUGUCACAGAGAGAGUGGCUAAAAUUGAGCAGAUUGAAUUUGAUGCUACCAAGUUACACGAGUCUCCACAAAUGGCUGCCCAGCAUAACAUGGUAGAUGACGGUUCAGGGAAAGUAGAGAUCUGGCGUGUGGAAAGCAGCGGCAGAGUUCCUGUGGGACCCGAGACGUACGGACAGUUCUACGGUGGUGACUGCUACAUUAUCCUCUACACUUACCCUAAAGGGCAGAUCAUCUACACAUGGCAAGGAGCCCAUACUACAAAAGAUGAACUGACGGCGUCUGCAUUUCUGACUGUUCAGCUGGAUCGGUUAUUGAAUGGUCAGGCUGUGCAGAUCCGAGUCAGCCAAGGCAAAGAGCCUGCACAUCUACUGAGCUUGUUCAAAAACAAACCGCUUAUUGUCUACAAGGACGGGACAUCCAAGAAGGAAGGUCAGAAACCUGCUCCACCCACGCGACUCUUCCAAAUCCGCAGGAAUCUGGCAGCCAUUACCAGGAUUGCAGAGGUUGAUGUUGAUGCAACGUCACUAAACUCCAAUGAUGUCUUUGUUCUGAAACUGCCAAACAACUCUGGCUACACCUGGGUAGGAAAAGGAGCAAACAAAGAAGAGGAACAAGGGGCUCAAUACAUUGCCAGCGUUCUUAAAUGCCAGACUGCUAAGAUUAAUGAAGGCCAGGAACCAGAGGAAUUCUGGAAAGCGCUUGGAGGUAAAAAAAAAUAUCAGACUUCAUCACAACUCUUGACAAAGGCUGAAGCUCAUCCCCCUCGCCUGUAUGGUUGUUCUAAUAAGACUGGCAGAUUUAUUAUUGAGGAGGUCCCAGGAGAAUUCACUCAGGACGAUUUGGCUGAAGAUGAUGUCAUGUUGCUGGAUGCUUGGGAGCAGGUUUUUGUCUGGAUUGGGAAGGAUGCUAAUGAAACUGAGCGACAGGAAUCCGUUAAAUCUGCCAAACGCUAUAUUGAAACAGAUCCUUCUGGCAGAGAUAAGAGGACCCCCAUUGUGAUCGUGAAGCAGGGGCACGAACCCCCGACAUUCACAGGCUGGUUCCUGGCCUGGGACUCCAACAAAUGGAAGAACUGAUCUAUCCAAGGAGGCUCCAGCUUCAAGCCAAAGAAUGAUCAGAGCCCAGCUACUUUCUAGUAUUUUUAAGCAUAAGCUUAUGCAACAAUAUGAUGCGUCUGUUGUGACACUUUCCCGAGCUUUGAUAUAUGUGAAUAACCUAGAAAUUCUUAGCACUGGAAAGAAUAAAUGAUAAUUGUAAACUGUUCAAAUGGGGUGAGUGGGGCUUUUCAUGUAGUGAAUAUGGAAAGCGCUACCGAUACUUUGUUUCAUCUAUUGAUUCUUCAAACAGAAGCUGUGGAUCACUUUAUUUUAAUGUGCUAAAAUGGGCCAAAUUCUGCCUUCACUUAAAAAUCCAAACUAAUGCCACAGAAAUUCCUUUAGAUUAAGGUCAGCAUAAUAUUGUGCAGAAUUUGGCCUGAUAAAGGACUAAUUCUACAUCUGUUGCAAGGGUAGGACUGGACAUGAUUUACUUACUAGGCUAAAAUAUUGCCACACUCAUUCACCUAAAAUUUCAGAUGAUGCCUGAUACAGAGUGGGAGCUGUGUCUUGCAGGGGGCAAGUAAGGGAUGGGUAUUUUGAGAAAGGUGUGCUUAACGUGUUUGUCUUGUUAGUACAUAUAUUUGGAGCUUUGGACUGAAUGGCUGUAAGAAUAUGAAGUUGGCAAAGGUUUUUUUGAGGGACUGUCUAGCUCAUUGUAAUGAAUUUCUUUAGAUUUAUCUCUGUGAACCACCUCCAGCUCCACCAGGUCUUUUUAACCAAAGCUCUUAAACACAUUCUAGUGCACUGGUGCUUUUAAGUGGAAGCAGUAGAAUACUGCUAUUUGUACGUAAAAAUACGUACUUUGCCUUAAUCAGAUUGCACUUAAGCCAUACUUUGUCUCGGUUGCCUUACUCAGCAGUACUCAGUUCUCUUCCGGCAUGCAGACUGCUCACCUUGUCAGGUGCAGGAUGUGUUUCUACUCAUUUUCUAUGGAGGUCUUAGUCAAGUAUCAAGUACAUCAAGUGCAAGGAAACCCCUUGUUUCAGUAGCAUUCCACAUCCUGGGAAUUUGGAGUGUGAGCACACACCAUAGAAUAUGGCCUUCUCUUUUCUCUCAGACACAGUUAUUUGGGCUUUUUUUAUUUUGGUGAAUUUAAGAGUACCUUUUCAAAGUGUUUUUUAUUUGUAAUUUAGCCAGAAAAGUCUACGUAAGGCCAGUGGGAAAAAUUCUGCUUCAAAUCUUUAGUACUGCUUUGAUCACUUAUCCUAUAAUGCUUGUUUGAAGGCAUUUCAAUGGUUUUAUUAUUCUUAUAAGUUAGGUUGGAAAGUGCAACUUUAGACAUUUUUGUAUUUUUUUUAACAUGAUUGUGAUUUUGAAUCUGGGUAAUGCAAAAGAGUGAAUUUAGUCUGAGCUCAUAAUAUCGAUGACAAAAGAAUUGUGAAGCUAAGAGAUUAAUUAUAGGAGUUUGUUAGCUUUAAACAUUUGUUUAAAUCUCUGCUAAUAUAACUGGGCUGUAUCUGAAUGUAAUUUCAUUUAAAAUAAAAUUACAAAAACCAGUAUUCUA